Messenger RNA from Danaus plexippus (monarch butterfly), 1814 nucleotides. RefSeq names its product aspartate--tRNA ligase, cytoplasmic (gene AspRS). Gene Ontology annotation, cellular component: aminoacyl-tRNA synthetase multienzyme complex; cytosol; cytoplasm. Lineage: Eukaryota; Metazoa; Arthropoda; Insecta; Lepidoptera; Nymphalidae. The record is from RefSeq and is a predicted model, not a curated record. Gene Ontology annotation, molecular function: aspartate-tRNA ligase activity; RNA binding; ATP binding. The transcript has 13 exons. Gene Ontology annotation, biological process: aspartyl-tRNA aminoacylation. Bases 171 to 1772 code for a protein of 533 amino acids.
GUCAAAUUUGAGUCACCUUAUCACCUGUAUACGACCGCUGACCGCUAUGUCAUAUGGGACACCGACGUUGUAUAUCAGUGAAUAACCUAUUAAAAAAAACUUUUUAAACCACCGGUCUUAAAUUAUUAACUUUUUGUAAAGAGUGGCAAUUGAGUCAAAAGUUGAUAAAAAUGGUUGCAUCAGACGAUACCAAGCCAACAGUGGAAGGAGAUGCUGGCGGAAGCAAAAAGGCAGCGAAAAAAGCGGCAAAAGCAGCAGAGAAACAACAGAAAAAGGCCGAGCACAAGGCCUCUUCAGUCCAGAACGAAGUCCAGGAUGAGAAGGACAUAUCCGAAGGAAGAUAUGGAAUCAUGAAGCUGAUACAAUCAACGGGAGAGAAUAGAGACAGAGUCUAUACCGACGUUAAGGAUCUGGGUGUAGCUUUGGAGGGAAAGACUGUUUGGGUCAGAGUCCGCCUCCAGACCUCCCGUGCUAAAGGGAAGCAGUGCUUCUGUGUGCUCAGGCAGGCCUGUCACACCGUUCAGCUACUGAUGAGUGUGAACGAGGAGCGCGCCGUCAGCAAGAACAUGGUCAAAUUCACUGGCAAUAUAACCAAGGAGUCCAUAGUGGAUAUCCAGGCUACCGUGGCCCGCACUGGAGCCCCGGUAGAUUCCUGCUCUGUACGGGACGUGGAGCUGGUCGGGGUUCAGGUCUGGGUGGUUUCGCAGGCUAGACCACAAUUACCGCUGCAGAUCGAAGAUGCCGCCCGCCCUGAGAAUAACGAUCCCGAAGGUCUCAAGAUCCGCGUGAACCAGGACACGCGCCUGGACAACCGCGUGCUGGACCUGCGGACCCCCGCCAACCAGGCGAUCUUUAGGAUAGAGGCUGGCGUCUGUCGGCUGUUCAGAGACAUACUCACUAAGCGAGGUUUCGUCGAGAUCCACACUCCCAAAAUCAUCUCCGCGGCGUCCGAGGGCGGCGCCAACGUCUUCACCGUGUCCUACUUCAAGAGCAACGCCUACCUCGCGCAGAGCCCGCAGCUGUACAAGCAGAUGGCGAUCGCGGCCGAUUUCGACAAGGUGUUCACCGUGGGCGCCGUGUUCCGGGCGGAGGACUCCAACACUCACCGCCACCUCACGGAGUUCGUCGGCCUGGACCUGGAGAUGAGCUUCACGCAUCACUACCACGAGGUGCUGGACACCAUCGGCCAGACGUUCACUGACAUGUUCAGGGGCUUACAGGAACAAUACGCCUCGGAGAUAGCGACCGUGGGCCAGCAGUACAAGGUCGAGCCGUUCAAGUUCCUGGACCCGCCGCUGCGGCUGGAGUUCCCUCAGGCUGUAGAGAUGCUCCGGGAGGCUGGAGUAACAAUAAGCCCCGAAGAUGACCUCUCGACUCCUGACGAGAAGCUGCUGGGUCGCCUCGUCCGGUCUAAGUACGACACGGACUUUUACAUCCUGGAUAAAUACCCGCUCGCUGUGAGGCCCUUCUACACGAUGCCCGACCCCAACAACCCUCGGUCCUCGAACUCGUACGACAUGUUCAUGCGCGGCGAGGAAAUAUUGAGUGGAGCUCAGAGAAUACACGAGCCCGCGCUGCUGACGGAGAGGGCCGAGCACCACGGGAUAGACAUCAGCAAGAUAGCCGCCUACAUAGAGGCGUUCAGACUGGGCUGUCCGCCUCACGCAGGCGGCGGGAUCGGUCUGGAGCGGGUGGUGAUGUUGUACCUCGGGCUCGACAACAUCAGGAAGACGUCCAUGUUCCCGAGAGACCCGAAGAGAGUGACGCCUUAACGUGAACCGGCGCCUUGUGCUAAAUAUAGCGAGUUAUAUCGU